AUGUCAUUUAGGCGGGUGAACAGGUCGAAGAAAGUACCUGGAGUAAAGCUCCGUCCGGCCGCCCCUGGCGCCACGAAAGCUCUACAGUCUCCCGAGUCUACUUGGGCAAAAAGCUCGCAGCUCUCGGACGAAGAGAGCAUCGCCAACGACCCUACUCCUCGACCAUUGAAGGGCGUUGAGCUUUGCAUUACUGGCCUCAGUCAUGCUACUAAAUCCAUCUUAUUUGCCAACGCGGCCGUUUUGGGAGCACGACAUAGUGCGGACUUCACCGAUCGAAUAACGCACUUGAUCGCAGAUGAACCGGGUAGCGCAAAGUAUCAGUGUGCCCUCGAACAUGGGAUUCCGAUAAUGCACCCGUCAUGGAUCGAGGAGAGCUACGCGAGAUGGAAGCAGGGUGAUGAUGUGGACUUGAAGGCGAGCAUCAAGAAGCACCAACUCAAGCCUUUCGUUGGGGUUGUGCUGUGUCUAUCUGGCAUCGAAGACGUAACCAAGCGACAAGAGAUCGGAAGACAUGUCACCAAGGGCGGAGGCACCUACGUGAAAGUGCUGGAACGCCCGGUAGUCGUCACGCACUUGCUCUGCGCAAACGACAGCGAGGCGAACAGCGAGAAGGUCCGCUAUGCGCAGAAGUUCAACAAACUGGGAGAAGCGCGGAUACAUAUUGUCUGGGAGGAUUGGUUGUGGGACUCGCUGCAGUAUGGGGGCCGGUUCGAUGAAGAUCAUUACGAAGUCUCGAAGCCCCCUCCUCCUCCACGAGAGCCACCUAAAGUUGCUCAAUCCUCAUCUUUGGCUGACGAUGACCACGACCUCUCCUCCGAGCUACAGCAGGCGGAGAUGUCUGGGAAGAGUCCCAAACUCACCAACACACCUACACCAGCGAACGACGACGAAGAGGAAAUUGCGUCGGUGAAGCGCGUCCCAGCCGUGAAGUUGCAUCUCUGGCAGAACGUCCUCAACUCCCGCGGCUUUGAAGUCCAGAACGGCCGCCUCGUCCGGAGCCCCUCGAAAUCGCAAGUCUCAGCACAACCGCUGCCACGAUUACCUCCAGAUUCCCCGACUCGCGCAAAGCCAUCCCGACGCGGCGUCCUCAGAGGUGGUGAAGACAGCGACGACGACCGCCCCGCGCCGAAAAGCGCAAUCAACGCAUUCAGUCGCGCGCGCUCGUUCAGACCAGCCACGAAGGACGUCUCCACCCCUGCCGUGGGCGUACGGCAGCCCUUCCAGCGCACAUCCACCUCCACGCGCGCCAUAUCGUUCCUCCAACGCUCGGUCGGCAGCAUCCAAGCACAGGGCGGGAUGUCCGCAGACGUGCCUGUCGCCUCUACCUCCGCCAUCGCGGGACCCAGCCGCAACGUCAGUGCCGCCCCGGAAGACCAGCCAGGCGAAGACGCACAGCUCUCGGACGCCGCGCGGACGCUCUUCAAGGGCCUGCGCAUCCGCGCGCUCGGGGAGGCUCGCAGCGCGAGCGUGAAGAGCGCGAUCGAGGAGCGCGGCGGUACUUGGGUCGGGCACGACGACGACGGGGACGUCGACCUCACGAUCGUGCGCCUCGUCAGCGGCAGCGUGCUCGCGCAGCAGGAGCCAGACGCGGGCGAGCGCGCGAAGUUCCGGACGGAAUGCUGGCUCGAGCGGUGCAUCUUCGAGGAGCGCGUGUGCGACCCGGGCGAGCACGCCGCGUUCGCGCCGAUCGAGGCGGAGGUGCCUGUGUCCGGGGCGGACGCGCUGCUGCUAAGCUUCUCGGGCCUUGACCACGCGGAGGCGUUCUGGGUCAAGCGGUUACUCCGUGCGCUCGGUAUAGCGCUCGCGCCGAACUUUUCACGCCGAUCGACGCACCUGCUGUGUCCAUCCGGGGUCGGCGCGAAGGCGGACAAAGCGCGGGAGUGGGGGACCCCCAUCGUCGACGUCGCGUGGCUGGCGGUCAUUGCGCGGACGGGCGAGAUCCCGCUCGCACCACCGUCGUGUAUGCCCGAUGCGGAGGAGCUCGACCUCCAGGUCCAACCAGUGGAACCAUUUGUACCGCAGCACACGCAACCCGCGUCUACUCCGCCGCUGCGGGUCGAUACUAAGGGGAAGGGGAAGGAGAAGGCGACGGAGGCGAUGAUGGUGGACAUCACGAACGCAGAAAACGGGGGCCUGCGGCUGCAGCAGUCGCUUUCCUACAACGACCUCGAUGAACCGUGCCCUGGACAGAUGGAGCAGCUGGAAGCGGAGGCGGAGACGGAGGCGAAUGUCGAGGCGUUUGGUCGCCCCGGCCUCCUGCUGGACGACCCCGGGGACACUGCAACACUCCCUGGCACAUCCCCUGCACCAAGCUCCGACGACCCGGGCGCAACCCAAUCUGAGGCAGAGGCGUCUAUACCGUCGUCAAAGCCACUUGAUGGGCGGGUCCCAUCCUCGGAGUCCCCCUCACCGCUGCGCAUCCCCGGUGGCUCGAGUCCACACGAGCCUCCGUCUACCCCUUCACGGAGGGCGCUGGUGAAGAAGGCGACGAUGGACAUCCAGGCGCGCAUCACGUCCCUGCUCGGGAAGCGGCCCUCGGAGGAUGACGGGAACGAAGGCCCUGCAAAGCUCAAGCGGCACGACUCGCGGCGCCUGAAGCCCCUCCAACGAACGAAGUCUGCGAUGUCGCUCUCUGGCUCUCCGCAGAUGGACAGUCCGACGUCCGCGUUCCUCGCCCGCGCCUCGCCUGUGCCCCCUGUCGAGCUCGAGCUCAUCCCGCGCUCGCGCCCCGGCUCCGCCGCGAAGCCGACGUCAUCGUUGAGCAACGAGGCGGACACGACGAUGGAAGUCGACGGGGAUGGGCGCGAGGACGAGCCCGCGUCGGGGAGCACCGGGCUCGGCGUCCCGGUGGGGUAUGCGAACCCACAACAACACGUCGAGCUCACGCGGCUCAAGCACCUGCUCAACCGGCCGGUGGUGGACGCAGGCGCGCGGGAGUCGCAGUGGGGGAUCGACCCGGAGAUUGAGGCGGAGCUGACGCUGCCGCAGCUGCCGGACGUGGUUGAGGCGGCGUCGGGGAAGGGGAAGCGGCCUGUGCCGAGGGCGAGGAGGGCGAGGGCGAAGAAGGGGGCGAGAGCGUAG
This is a messenger RNA of Epithele typhae, 3081 nucleotides long. RefSeq lists its product as uncharacterized. The coding region runs from base 1 to 3081 and encodes 1026 amino acids. NCBI's taxonomy places the organism in Eukaryota, Fungi, Basidiomycota, Agaricomycetes, Polyporales, Epitheliaceae. Gene Ontology annotation, biological process: mitotic DNA replication checkpoint signaling; mitotic G2 DNA damage checkpoint signaling; DNA replication initiation. The record is from RefSeq and is a predicted model, not a curated record. The transcript is spliced from 8 exons.